AAAAAGAAACGAGGAAAAUGAAAUUGAUUCGUCAUUAUCGCAUCAACGAUUUGUUAAAGGAAGUGAAGAAUCCGGUACACGGAGACAGAAAUAAGGCAGAUGACGUGUCGUGGCCGUUCUACAAUGCGAUCGACGAGAUUCUUGGAUACGAUCAGGGAUCUACGCCGACCAACGACGUAUACAUCGAUCCACGCGAGUUCCUCUGCGUCUCGGUGACACCGGAGGAGCUCACCUCGUUCGUGGACGCGCGAUCUGCUCCGGAAAUCGACCGUCGAGCCAACGAUUCGCUUCCGGAACAGCGGUUGAGGACCCUCGGUGCUAAUUGCUCGAUCGAGAUCAAGAAAGUACGGCCGGCUAAUGCUAGCAGAUACAACAGUCAUUGCGAAAAGCAGACGGGCAAAAAUUCGGUGAAGAAGAAACGAGUUACGCGGAACGUCGCGAUCCCCCGGCUACCACGUGCCACGGAGUUAACAAUCGAGAAAGUAACAUCGACGGCGGAUUGUUCCAAAGAUUUAUUCAGAUUACGUGGAAGGAACGUCUCGUUCGAUCGAGGAGAAGACGAGGAGAGAUCGCAGCGUGACGGGGACGAGGUUAGGCCGAGAAAGUCGUGGAAAAGCCGUGCGGCGGCAUUGUACUCGGACGAUCGUGGAUCACGAACCGAUCGUCGCAUCGAGCAGAUUUUUGAAUACAUCAAAAAACGAGACGAAGAGAACAGAUCGAUCAUGGUGCGGGUGAUGCACGCCGUGGAGAACAUCGCCAAUAAAUUGUGACCAUUGCUGUGGAUAUAAAGAAAAAGAGAAGCAGUGUCAAAUCACACUUUUUAAAAAUUCGUGAGAUUGUAUCAGUGAUACUUUUAUUUAUCUUCUUCGUUAAAAAUAGGAACGUGAGAAUGCUGAACGCAUAUAUAUUUCGUGAAAUAUCGUAGAAUUAUCACGAGCGUGAUAUCUGUAUUUAUUGUAGAUUAAACUGAAUGGAAACUUGAAUUUUAUAUCAAUCAUGAAACGAAGAUCGAGUUUAAUACAUACAUAUGAAGACAAUUUAUUUUGAACUGAAAGUUGGAAAUUUAGAAACAAAUCCGAUAGAGUUAAAGGGGCUUCGAACUGAAAUUAUUCAAUCAUACACGUAAAAAAUAUUGCAAUCGUAACGAUAAUUUAACUCAUUAAAGCUAAACUUACAUUCAAACAGACAUAAAAAAAAAAA
Heterotrigona itama is the source of this 1200-nucleotide messenger RNA. The record is from the annotation of a GenBank genome assembly. NCBI's taxonomy places the organism in Eukaryota, Metazoa, Arthropoda, Insecta, Hymenoptera, Apidae.